Messenger RNA from Oncorhynchus nerka (sockeye salmon), 4882 nucleotides. RefSeq names its product leucine-rich repeat-containing protein 15-like. Gene Ontology annotation, molecular function: protein binding. Bases 2974 to 4875 code for a protein of 633 amino acids. The record is from RefSeq and is a predicted model, not a curated record. NCBI's taxonomy places the organism in Eukaryota, Metazoa, Chordata, Actinopteri, Salmoniformes, Salmonidae. The transcript has a single exon.
UACUGGGCCAUUCGCACUACCCUCUGUAGUGCCUUGUGGUCGGAGGCCGAGCAGUUGCCAUACCAGGCAGUGAUGCAACCAGUCAGGAUGCUCUCGAUGGUGCAUCUAUAGAACCUUUUAGGGAUCUGAAGACCCAUGCCAAAUCUUCUCCCUAUAGGCUGUCUCAUUGUUGUUGGUGAUCAGGCCUUCCACUGUUGUGUCAUCGGCAAAUUUAAUGAUGGCGUUGCAGUCGUGAUUGGCCUUGCAGUCGUGAGUGAACAGGAAGUACAGGAGGGUGCUGAGCACACACACCUGAGGGGCCCCUGUGUUGAGGAUCAGCGUGGCGGAUGUGUUGUUACCUACCCUUACCACCUGGGGGCGGCCCGUCAGGAGGUCCAGGAUCCAGUUGCAGAAGGAGGUGUUUAGUCCCUGGGUCCUUAGCUUAUUGAUGAGCUUUGAGGGCACUAUGGUGUUGAACGCUGAGCUGUAGUCAAUGAAUAGCAUUCUCACAUAGGUGUUCCUUUUGUACAGGUGUGGAGUGCAAUAGAGACUUCAUCAUCUAUGGAUCGGUUGGGGCGGCAUGUAAAUUGGAGUGGGUCUAGGGUUUCCGGGAUGAUGGUGUUGAUGUGAGCCUUGACCUGCCUUUCAAAGCACUUCAUGGCUACAGACGUGAGUGCUACGGGUCGGUAGUCAUUUAGGCAGGUUACCUUAGUGUUCUUGGGCGCAGGCACUAUGGUGGUCUGCUUAAAACAUGUUGGUAUUAGAGACUCAGACAGGGAGAGGUUGAAAAUGUCAGUGAAGACACUUGCAAGUUGGUCAGCGCAUGCUCGCAGUACACUUCCUGGUAAUCCGUCUGGCCCAGCGGCCUUGUGAAUGUUGACCUGUCUAAAGGUCUUACACUCAUCGGCUGCAGAGAUCAUGAUCACACAGUCUUUCGGAACAGCUGCUGCUCUCAUGCAUGUUUCAGUGUUAUUUGCCUCUAAGCGAACACAAAAGUAGUUUAGCUCGUCUGGUAGGCUCGUGUCACUGGGAAACUCUCGGCUGUGCUUCCCUUUGUAGUCUGUAAUGGUUUGCAGGCCCUGCCACAUCCGAUGAGCAUCAGAGCUGGUGUAGUACAACUCAAACUUAGUCCUGUAUUGAUGCUUUGACUGUUUGAUGGUUCGUCGGAAGGCAUAGCGGGAUUUCUUAUAAGCUUCCGGGUUAGAGUCCCGCUCCCUGAAUGCAGCAGCUCUAGCCUUUAGCUCAGUGCAGAUGUUGCCUGUAAUCCAUGGCUUCUGGUUGGGGUAUGUACGUAUGGUCACUGUGGGGUCAACGUCAUCAAUUCACUUAUUGAUGAAGUCGAUGACAGAUGUGGUGUACACCUCAAUGCCAUUGGAGUAAUCCCGGAACAUAUUCCAGUCUGUACUAGCAAAACAGUUCUGUAGCUUAGCAUCUGCUUCAUCUGACCACUUUUUAUUGAUCUAGUCACUGGUGCUUCCUGCUUUAAUUUUUGCUUGUAAGCAGGAAUCAGGUGGAUGGAAUUAUGGUCAGAUUUGCCAAAUGGAGGGCGAGGGAGAGCUUUGUAUGCAUCUCUGUGUGUGGAGUAUAGGUGGUCCAGAAUUAUUUUCCCUCUGGUUGAACAUUUGACAUGCUAAUAGAAGUUUGGGAAAACUGAUUUAAGUUUCCCUGAAUUAAAGUCCCUGGCUACUAGGAGUGUCGCCUCUGGGUGAGCAUUUUCUUGUUUGAUUAUGGCGGAAUACAGCUCAUUCAAUGCUGUCUUAGUAGCAGCCUCUGACUGUGGUGGUAUGUAAACAGCUACAAAGAAUAUAGAUGAAAACUCUCUCCGUAGAUAGUGUGGUCUGCAGCUUAUCAUGAGAAAUUCUACCUCGGCAAUAGCUUGAGACUUCCUUAGAUAUCGUGCACCCGCUGUUGUUUACAAAAAUACACAGACCGCCGCUCCUUGUCUUACCAGACGCAGCUGUUCUAUCCUGCCGGUACAUCGCAUAACCACCCCCCUGUAUGUUGAUAUUGUCAUCGUUCAGCCAUGACUCCGUGAAGCAUAAGAUGUUACAGUUUUUAAUGUCCCGUUGGUAGUUUAAUCUUCCCAAUAACUCAUCCAUUUUAUUGUCCAAAGAUUGCAUGUUUGCUAGCAGAAUUGAGGGGAGUGUUUUUUUUUCAAUCGCCUCCAACUUCUCAGAAGGUAGCCCGCUCUCCAGCCUCUCUUCGUCCGCCUCCUCUUCACGCAGUUCACUGGGGUUAGGGCCUAUUCCCUAGGGAGCCGUAUAUUCUCCGCCUCGGGCUCGUCAGAGUCUUAAGUGUAUUUAAAACCGAAUACUUUUAGACUUUUACUCAAGUAGUAUUUUACUGGGUGACUUUCACUUUUAUUUGAGUCAUUUUCUAUUAAGGUAUAUUUACUUUUACUCAAGUAUGACAAUUGGGUACUUUUUCCACCACUGUUGAAACCAGACUUUUUUGCACUGUUGUUGGGCUAAUAUUUACAUCCGUAGCAACAGCUCCCUGUGAAUCCUUUCUCAAUAGAAGCAUUCAGUGAAUUGUAGCUUUAAGACUAAAGUUAAGAUGUAAGAUUAGGAGAUUAGGUUCAUGUUCAAUAACUACAAUAUUUACCAAUACUAUAAGUUUCACUUCCAAAAGGAUUCUAAAGUUAUAUUCCACCGAUACAAUAUUUGUUUUAGGUCAUUUGUGGAAUAUAUUUUGUGUAUGCAUUAAUGCAUUACAUGUUUCUUCUGCAAUCAGUGCUAUAUUUGAUCAUCUAAUUUUAAAGAUACAAACCAUGCACUCCACCAGUUCUCUUAUAUAUAUUUUGUGGGAAGGGAAGUUAGAAAGAGGUGAGCAACAACAACCUUAUCUGUGUACAACAGCCUUUCUCUUUCUGUCAAAGCCAGUAAGAAAACAGACCAAAAAAAGAUUGCACAGAUAGGUAUAUAUACUCAAACUGCAGCACAAGCAUCAAGUCAUUCUAACUGCCCAGUGUCUCUGAGGUACUUCACAAGAAAGAUGAGCCUGGUCUGUGUUCAGUUGGGACUAUUUGUAUUUUGGAUCUUUGGUUCCUGGGGUUGGCUGAGUAACAAAUGUAUCCUCUAUGAGAAGGUGAAUUACUGGAUGUACAUUCACGCUAACUGCCCAAGCAUGAUCGGCUUCACUGCCAGUUGCUGGGAUAUAUAUGACCUCAAAGUCAACCUCUCUGUUGUUCCAUCAAACUACCAGACCCUCUGUCUCGAGAUCAGGAGUGGAUACGUAAUGCAAUCUGGCGCUCUCUCUCGAUUCUAUGCUCUUGAGAGACUUCACCUAGAGGGGUUUCUACCCACAAUUCUCCAUGGCACCUUCAAGGGACUGUCCAGUGUAAAGACACUCUCUCUGAACUGUAAGGGGAUGAUACAGUGUAACAAUGCAUCACUUCUAUCCAACACUUUCAGGAACCUGACUAAUCUGGAAGAAUUUUCCAUUGACGAUUGCAUGCUUUCUGUGAUGGCACUGGACGUAUUUGGAGGGAUCUCGCUAUUGAAGAAACUCACAGUCAACAGAUGUUGUGCACGGGAGCUAUCUGAUUUGCUAUGCAGGAUAGUUAAUAUGUCACAGUCAAUAACAAGCCUGACAUUUAAGUCAGAGGAGAUAGUCAUUUUGAGGCCCCCAAACUGCUCUGACACCAAAGGAGCUGUUCUUGAGCUUCCUCAUUUCUAUCGUCUUCAAGAGGUGAGAUUUUCAUUCCCUAACGCUCAUCACUUAGAAAAAGGUGCAUUCAAAUGCUUUGAAAACAUCACAGAUCUCUCUGUGCCUAUAGUUGAUGAGCCACAGACACAGCUUCUGCAGUCUGGCAUCAAAAGACUGCAGGCAUUUGAUUUUUACAACAAAUGCAUUUCCUUUGAGUCAGUUUGUGAAACAGUAUUCAAACUCUCAAUCACAGAAAUUAAUGUAAGAAAUUAUAAAUUCUGGAACACCACAUCUGCUGUGAGAAACUGCCAGGGGAUAAAGAAGAUUCAUUUAAAUCAUUAUGAACAUGAUCAUGAUGCAAUUAACUUGAGUUUGAUCCAUGAUUUGAAGAAUCUCGUUGAUUUGGGUGUUUUCCUUAUGCACUCGAGGGAAGUUGAAAUCAGUAUGCUUUGUGACAUUCAAAAGGAUCCCGUUCUGUGGCUGAAAAAACUGUGCCUGUUAAGCUUUCAAAUCACAAACAUCACCUCAGAGCAGUUUGGUUGCUUGAAGAAUCUGAAACAGCUGAUUUUGUCAGGAAAUCAGAUUACCACUGUUGCAGACUUUACAUUUAAGGAACUAGCUAAAUUGAGGUUCUUAGACCUACGGAAUAACAAGAUCUCUCAGAUAACAGAGAACAGUUUCUUUGGCCUGCAUGGCUUGGAAACCCUAAUUCUGGAACUAAACCCACUUGAAACGAUUGAAGCACUUGCCUUCAUCCACCUCACUUUGCUGAAGCACAUCUGUUUAGGGGACUUUCAACCUUUGCCUAGUGAGUUGGAGAGUAGCGUGAAUGUGAAUCUGACACACAUAUUUGGUGUGUUCCCUCAAGGGUUAAUGCACAUGAACAUUUCUUCCAUGUGGUACACCCUCAACAUCAUCAUCGGCAGCAACAGCAUCCCAAAACCAGGGGUUUCCCUUCAGCUCAGUGCCACAACUGUAUUCUUCCAGGACUGCUGGAGACCGUUUCUCCAGUCCGUCGUCAGCCUCACAGCCAUAACAGAACGCCUCCUGUGUGGGUCUCAUUUUGCAGCAAGAUACUUCACCUCCCUACAGUACUUUGGCUUCAAUUCUGUGCUGUCAGCUGAAUUUGUGGACAUGACUGACCUGAACACACUUGUGGAGAUGAGGUAUCUAUUUAUCCAUUUACUUAACGGUAGAGUGAGGACAAACAGCUGUAUAGUUUCAAAAGUAUACUAUAAAUUAGAUUAAAAGCUGU